AUGUCGGCCGCCGUGGCGUGCCUGGACUACUUCGCCGCCGAGUGCCUGGUGUCCAUGUCCGCGGGCGCCGUGGUCCACCCGCGCGCGCCGGACCCCGAGGGCGCGGGCGCCGCGGGCGCCGCGGCCACCGCGGCCACCGCCGCCGCCGCCAGCUCGGAGGUGGGUGCGGCCCCGCCGCCGCCUGCGGACUCGGCGGGGCCGGGGCCGGGACCCCCGGAGCCGCCUGCGGAGGGGUCCCCGCCGCCCCCGGCCCCCGGCCCCGGCGCGGCGCCCCACCUGCUGGCCGCGAGCGUCCUGGCCGACUGGCGCGGCGGCGCCGGCGACGGCUCCGGGGAGGACCUGGACGCAGCCGCUCCGCGCGCCUCGCCCGGCUCCGGAGAGCCCAGCCGGGGCUCCGCGACCAGCCCCGAGCCGCAGGCGGACCCUGACGGCGGCGGCGCCGACCUCCCCGCACCCGAGCGCGCCCCGAGCGAGCUGGAGGCGGCCGAGGCGCACGACGAGUCCGCGACGGCCGAGGAGCCGGCGGGGGAGUCGGACGCGCUCCCCGCCGCGGGCGCCGGCCCCGCCCUGGCCCCGGGGCCCCGCCGGCGGCCCGUGACCCCCGCCGCCAAGCGCCACCGCUGCCCCUUCCCGGGCUGCAACAAGGCCUAUUACAAGUCGUCGCACCUGAAGUCCCACCAGCGCACCCACACCGGGGAGCGCCCGUUCUCCUGCGACUGGCUCGACUGCGACAAGAAGUUCACGCGCUCCGACGAGCUGGCGCGCCACUACCGGACGCACACGGGCGAGAAGCGCUUCUCCUGCCCGCUCUGCCCCAAGCAGUUCUCGCGGAGCGACCACCUGACCAAGCACGCCCGUCGCCACCCCGCCUACCACCCCGACAUGAUCGAGUACCGCGGCCGUCGUCGCACGCCCCGCGUCGCCCCGCCGCCCCCGGCCAGCGACCUGCCGCCCCCCGGCCCCGACGACGCCGCACCCGCGGCCCCGGCCGACGACCCGCAGCCGCAGCAAGGCGACGCCCCACCGCCACCCCCGGCCGACGACGCGCCGCCCCCGGGUGACGCCCCACCGCCCCCGGGCGACGCCCCGCAGCCCGCCCAGCCGGCGGACAGCUCCGACUCCAGCUCCGGGACCGACCAGGCUCCCGGCUUCACCGCCUGCCUGUCUUUCGGUUAUUGCUUUUAG
Messenger RNA from Sorex araneus (European shrew), 1185 nucleotides. It is a transcript of the gene KLF14, whose product is annotated as KLF transcription factor 14. The record is from RefSeq and is a predicted model, not a curated record. The transcript has a single exon. The coding region runs from base 1 to 1185 and encodes 394 amino acids. NCBI's taxonomy places the organism in Eukaryota, Metazoa, Chordata, Mammalia, Eulipotyphla, Soricidae. Gene Ontology annotation, molecular function: DNA-binding transcription factor activity, RNA polymerase II-specific; RNA polymerase II cis-regulatory region sequence-specific DNA binding. Gene Ontology annotation, biological process: regulation of transcription by RNA polymerase II.